Molecule: messenger RNA, 2688 nt
Organism: Capsaspora owczarzaki ATCC 30864
Lineage: Eukaryota; Filasterea; Ministeriida; Capsasporidae
Product: ATP-dependent protease ATP-binding subunit
Exons: 8
Coding region: 16-2631 (871 amino acids)
Biological process (GO): protein catabolic process; protein folding; proteolysis
Cellular component (GO): mitochondrial matrix
Molecular function (GO): ATP-dependent protein folding chaperone; ATP hydrolysis activity; ATP binding
Source: RefSeq, a predicted model, not a curated record
CUUUUCUUUGUUCCAAUGUUGCGAGCCGCAGCCGCAGUUGCCAUUCUCCGGCCGCGUCAUCGACCGAGCUCGUUCUCGCCGAAGCUCAUCGUCGCCAGUGUCUCCGGCCACCCUGCCGCUCCGUCCUCGUCAUCAUCAAGCAGCCUGUCUCUUCUGCUCGCCACUGCUUCCACUGAGACUGCUGCUGCUGCUGCGUUGGCGGCUGGCGCGCGAUGCUUCACUUCGAGCUCGAGCUCGAGCACGGCUACCUCCUCCUCGUCUUCAUCCUCCGCGUCGUCCUCCGCCUCGUCCACGUCGCAGGCGUUCUCAUCGAUGGCCACAAGCUCAGUGAACGUGCCCAUGCGAGCUGCGGGAUUUGGACUCGGAUCGGGUUCUGCGUCCGUUCUUGACGGUUCGAUGAUGAUGAUGAUGACCACUGCGACUCAACCAGCGCCGAGCAAGCGACCCUUCCACUCGCGGGCCAACAUGGUGUUGGCGCGCGGUGGGGACAAGGGUGGUUCAGGAUCCGGCAGUGGCGGAAACGGCGGAAAUGGCGGAAAUGGCGGAAACGGUCCUACCGAUGGCAAAGUCCCUCCGGAAGAGUACAAGCCGGAUGUCACGGCAAAAGAGACCCCGAAGGACAGCAAAGACAGCAAAGACAGCAGCAGCAGCAAGGACACCACCGGCAGCGAGUCCGAGUCUGGCAAGGACACACCCGUUCACGCGGAAGGCACCGGUACCGCGCCCUCCUCCUCUUCAUCAGAGCACAAACAGCACGCGGCCAAGCCGAGCAAGUCGCGCUCUAGCGCUCGAGCCGAUGCGUCCAGUGGCGAAAGCGAAGCUCCUAGCAGCGCCAAGCCGAGCGACGAGUCUCCAUUCAACUCGACCGACAAGAGUUUGACAGGUGCAACGACUCACGUGGAAGAACGAAGUGGCAAGAGUGCGUCCGCUCGCUUCAACUGCCCCGUGUGCGGCAAUGCGCUCAAGUACCCCGACGAGAUGGCAUUUGGCCAACCGCGGCAGUUCAUGGUGUGCACGCACUGCAGCUCGAUUCUCUUGCUGAUGGAGGCCCGCGCGUUCGACUCGUCCCCGCACUUCCCCAAAUCGGGCGAUGGAGCGUCUGCAUCACCCUCAUCGCAAGCCGGCGCUGCUGGCACCACCACCACCAUUCAGACACCUGCAGGAAGUAUCCAGAUCCACGGCAGCUCCGGGCUGGGUGGUGGCCUGUUUGGUGCUGCGUUUGGUCGCCAAGGGGCAUCCAACGCGUCUUGGACCCAGGGCCCCGGCUCUGGGAACACUGCCGGUCCCACGUCGAACGCCAACGCCGCUGCUGGAGCUGCCGCACCGGACUCUACUGCCCAAAGCUUUUUAAACCGAACCAUCCCGACGGCGCAGCAGAUUGGCGCGCAUCUCGAUGCCCAUGUGAUUGGCCAGCAUGCCGCCAAGAAGACGAUUGCUGUUUCCGUGCAUUCGCACUAUGUCCGUGUUCAAGCCAACGCGCGUGUGGCCGCCAAGCAGGCUGCCAGCAAGAGCCGCGAGCCGAGCGCCAGCAAGACCGGCGUGCUUUCCACCCCAAUUUCCCCAGCCAGCGCCAUGGUGACCAAAAAGGUUGUCAUCCAGGGCCAGGAGCACGAGGUGCUCGUUCCUCGUGACGGAGACAUUGUUUUUGAAAAGUCCAACAUUAUGCUCUUUGGGCCGACUGGUUCUGGCAAAACUCAUUUGGCUCGAACUCUCGCCAAGUGUCUCGACGUUCCAUUUGCUGUUGCCGAUUGCACGUCGCUUACCGCGGCAGGAUAUGUCGGCGAGGACAUUGAAAGCGUGCUGCAUCGUCUCAUUGUGGAAUCCGACCACAAUGUUGAGGCGGCGCAGCAGGGCAUCAUCUUCCUCGAUGAAGUCGACAAGAUUGCGCGCUCGUACGAAGGUGCACGUGUGAAGGAUGUUGGUGGCGAAGGCGUUCAGCAGGGUUUCCUGAAGAUUCUUGAAGGUGCCGUUGUCAAUGUGCCGGACAAGGGCGCUCGUAAAACUGCGCAAAACUUUAUUCAGCUGGACACGAGCAACAUUCUUUUCAUUGCUUCUGGUGCCUUCUCUGGGCUUGAGAAACUCGUGGCGAACCGCGUGUCCCAGAGCUCGCUCGGUUUCAAUGCCAGUGUCAAGGCACAGAAUGCAUCAGACAUGGAGUUCUUGGGACAGGUCCAGCCCACCGACUUGCAAAAGUUUGGCAUGAUUCCCGAGUUUAUUGGCCGUUUCCCUCUGCUUGUGCAUCUUGAUGCAUUGUCAGAGAAGGACUUGACUCGCAUUCUUGUCGAGCCCAAGAACGCGCUCAUUCCUCAGUACCAAGCGCUCUUUGCAAUGGAGAAGAUCAACUUGUACUUUACUCCGGACUCUCUGACUGCCAUCGCGCAGCAAGCCAUCGAAAAGAAGACUGGCGCGCGUGGUCUUCGCGCGAUUAUUGACAAGAUUCUGGUUGACACCAUGUACGAAAUGCAUGACUUGGAAAGCGUCCUCAUCACUGCCGAUGUUGUCAAAGGAGUGCGUCCGCCAAUUACGACCAGCAAGCCCGUGGCUGCAGAAGCACCUUCAACCACCGCCACCGCUGAAGCAGCCUCUACAGCCACCACAGACACACCAGCCCCAGUUACAGCAAGUGGAUGAGUCUGUUUGCAACUUUUUGUACUUCUAACCCAAUAGAACUGCCAUGAAUUGUCUGAA